Molecule: messenger RNA, 5278 nt
Organism: Callorhinchus milii (elephant shark)
Lineage: Eukaryota; Metazoa; Chordata; Chondrichthyes; Chimaeriformes; Callorhinchidae
Gene: sec24a
Product: SEC24 homolog A, COPII coat complex component
Exons: 23
Coding region: 175-3594 (1139 amino acids)
Biological process (GO): COPII-coated vesicle cargo loading; intracellular protein transport; endoplasmic reticulum to Golgi vesicle-mediated transport
Cellular component (GO): endoplasmic reticulum exit site; COPII vesicle coat
Molecular function (GO): zinc ion binding; SNARE binding
Source: RefSeq, a predicted model, not a curated record
UGGAACUGAGCGGAGCCUCGGGCCCGGCGGGCGCUGGGGAUGAGAGAGCGGCCUCCGCGCCCUUGGAGCCUCGCCACAGGCCCCGCGCGCGCGCACUGCCACUGACCGACCGACCCACCGACCGCGAGUGAGGGAGGGAGGGAGGGAGGGAGUGAGUGAGGCGAAGCCGCCAUCAUGUCGGGAGGAGGUGCCGGUGCCGCCGCCGGAUACAACGGCCAGAGCGGCGGAGACGCCCUGAGGCCCUGCAUGAACGGCCCUGUGCAGAACCAGUUGAUUCAGCAUCCUCCAUUCUCCAAUGAACAGGGGUAUAACUUAGUUCCUCCAGCACCAUAUUCACAGCAAAUCCCUUCGAAGGACUUUUCGCAGCCGAUGGUUGGACAGGCCAACUACGGAUAUAGUCAAUACGCUCAGCCUGCCGGAGGUUUUUCGAGCCCUGGAGAGAAUGCCACAAGACCCCCCAUGGGUCCUGCACUAAAUGCUGCCCCACAACAGAAGGCAAUGCCAGCUGAUGGACUGAGCACGUCUGUGGCUACAAAUCCAGGAUCUUACUCGAGAAUGCCUCCGCCUCCUCACGGCUCUUUCCCGCACGUAGCGUCUAACAGUGUUUACUCGCCAGCCGCAGUCCCAUCACAGUCAAGUUGGCAGUACAGUGCCCCACAACAGUCCCGUCCUAUCAGUCAGCCACCACUGGCUACCCCUUACCAAGCAAAUCAUGUCCCAGGAACCAGGCCGAGCCAAAUACCUACAGAGCCCUCGUCUGUGCUUUACGGCAGUGGAGGUUCAAAAGCACCUGCAGGCACUCUGUAUGCAAAUCCAACUGGAGGACCUAUUCCGCAGAACUAUGUGAACCCAGGAUUAGGUCAUGCACCAGUCAGCCAGCCAAUACCUCGGAUGUAUCAGCCCGGCAGACCACCCCUGGGGGCCCCUCCACCAAGUGGAGGUGCUUCUAUGAUUAGACCAACUUGUCCUCCGGCAACAAAUAGUCAUGAUAGACCAUUGCCGCAAAACCUAAACUUCUCAGGAGGACUAGAAGGAGACAACUCCAGAACCGGUAGUGAUCAACCUAUAGUUUCAAACAAUUAUGAUGUUUUGGAAGGCGGAGGCUGCAUGGUGCAACCUCAUCAACCAGCUGUAAAGCAUGGCAAGACACUCGGCCAUUCGUAUCCCUCCUUGCCCCCCGGCUACCAAAACCUACCUGGCCCUGGAAUCGCAGGUGGUCAACCUCCUACUCAGGUCAACAGUGCAAGACCACAGCAGUUUCCUCAGGCUCCUCUUGGGAUGAAUACACUGACAACCUCCAUGGGUGGCCUUGGUCUACAACAGAACCAGCAGCCAGAAGGGCUGAGACCUGUGAACCUUCUGCAGGAGAGAAACAUUCUGCCUUCAACUCCCGUCAAAGCCCCAAUUCCAAACCUGCACAAAGAUCUACAGAGAUUGAAUUCCAAAUCAGACGUGUUCAGAUGUACGCUGACCAACAUCCCUCAGACUCAGUCUUUAUUGAACAAAGCUAAGCUUCCAUUAGGACUGCAUCUGCAUCCCUUCAGAGAUUUAUCGCAAUUACCUGUUGUCACAUCCAGUACCAUUGUUAGGUGUCGUUCCUGCCGGACGUACAUUAACCCCUUUGUUAACUUUCUGGACCAAAGAAGAUGGAAAUGUAACUUGUGCUAUCGAGUUAAUGAUGUCCCAGAAGAAUUCAUGUAUAAUCCAGUGACCCGAUCAUACGGAGAACCCCACAAGCGGCCAGAAGUUCAGAGUGCAACGAUAGAAUUUAUUGCUCCUUCAGAAUACAUGUUGCGUCCACCACAACCUGCAGUGUAUCUGUAUGUCUUGGAUGUUUCUCAUAAUGCAGUAGAAUCCGGAUACUUAAAUACCGUCUGCCAAUCCUUGUUGGAAAAUCUGAACGUGUUGCCUGGUGAUUCCCGCAUGAGGAUAGGAUUCAUUACAUUUGACAGCACUGUCCAUUUCUACAAUCUUCAGGAGGGUCUGUCUCAGCCUCAGAUGAUGGUGGUUUCAGAUAUAGAAGAUAUCUUUAUUCCAACUCCAGAUAACUUGUUGGUGAACUUGAAUGAAAGCAAAGAGUUGAUCGAGGACUUGCUGAGAGCUUUGCCGCAGAUGUUUAGCAACACUUCAGAGACCCAAAGUGCCCUGGGGCCUGCACUGCAGGCGGCGUUCAAACUGCUGUCACCCACUGGAGGUCGAGCCUCUGUCUUCCAAACACAGCUGCCUUCAAUAGGUGUGGGGGCUCUAAAACCCAGAGAGGAUCCCAGCCAGAGGUCCAGUGUAAAGGAUGUGCAGCACCUCUCUCCUGCCAUUGACUUCUAUAAGAAGUUGGCCCUGGACUGUUCGGGACAGCAGAUAGCAGUCGACCUCUUUCUGUUAAAUGGCCAAUAUUCUGAUUUGGCAUCUCUGACUUGUAUUUCAAAAUACUCUGCGGGCUGCAUCUACUAUUACCCUUCAUACCAUCACAAACACAACCCCGCCCUGAUGGAGAAGUUUGAAAAGGAGAUUAAACGCUAUUUGACCAGAAAGGUUGGCUUUGAAGCAGUCAUGAGGAUAAGAUGUACAAAAGGUCUUGCAAUCCAUACUUUCCAUGGAAACUUCUUUGUACGUUCCACGGACUUGCUGUCGCUGCCCAAUAUAAACCCUGACGCGGGUUUUGCAGUGCAGAUGUCCAUCGAAGAGAAUCUGACAGAUGUGCAGCUUGUCUCGUUCCAAGCCGCCCUAUUGUACACUUCGAGUAAAGGUGAGCGACGCAUUCGAGUUCACACCAUGUGUUUACCAGUGGUGAACUCGCUGGCAGAUAUUUACGCAGGAGCUGAUGUUCAGGCCAUCACCUGCCUGCUGGCCAGCAUGGCGGUUGACCGAUCCAUUUUGUCGAGUCUGAGUGAUGCCCGAGACGCCUUGGUUAAUGCUGUGAUAGACUCGCUCUCCACUUAUCGUUCAGCAGUUUUGAGCCAACAGCAGCAACAACAGCCGGGUGUAAUGUGCCCUGCGUCACUGCAGCUGUUUCCGCUCUACGUCCUAUCACUAUUGAAACAGAAAGCUUUCCGAACUGGGACCAACACGAGGUUGGAUGACCGUUUGUUCUGCAUGUGCGAAGUGAAAUACCAACCCGUGGCUUACCUCAUGCUUAUGGUUCAUCCGAGCCUGUAUAAGGUUGACAAUCUGUCUGAUGAGGGGUGCAUGCACAUUAAUGAGAAAACUGUACCUCAACCACCAAUUCUUCAGCUUUCUGUAGAGAAACUAAGUAGAGACGGAGCCUUUCUUAUGGAUGCUGGCUGUGUUCUCUUUCUCUGGGUUGGAAAAAAUUGUGGCUCACACUUUGUGAACCAGGUGCUCGGCGUUUCUAACUAUUCUUCCAUACCCCAAAACAUGAUGCAACUUCCAGAACUGGACACUGCUGAGUCUCAGAGAACCAGAGCUUUCAUCUCCUGGUUGCGAGAUCAAAGACCGUUCUUUCCUGUGCUCCACGUCAUCAAGGAUGAGAGCCCUCUUAAAGCCAACUUCCUGCAGAACAUGGUUGAAGACAGGACAGAGUCAGCAUUGUCUUAUUACGAGUUCCUGCUUCACAUACAGCAACAAGUGAACAAGUGACCCUUACAAGAGGGUGCUGCUUAGAGAUGGCUCACGUCGGUACAAGGAGCCAGUAUUUACAUGCUUAAUAAAAACUAAAUAUUGGUCUCCUUUCCAUUUUGACUUCAACCUACAUUUUCUAAACCUAUUGGAAAUGUGUGAUAGGUUGGACGACAAAGAUUAGAAAUAGUACUAAGCCAUUCUUUUGAUUUAUGUUGAUAGCAUUUUGAAGAUUUACUUAGUUAAACCCGAAUAGAUUGAAAUGUUGCAGCGUACAAGUUGUGAGAAGCUAAAUGUAUCUAUUCUGUUCAAACUUUGGAUUUCUAAUGUUGGGAUGUGGUACUCUCUUUUUUUUAAAAAAAAAGCCACAUAACUGGGAUGUAAUAGCAUGAUUUAAUAUCCUGUAGUAAAAGCUGUGGAAACUAGAGGAAAUCAUCGCACUGUAGUGUUCUAUGUAAACUUAUUUCAAAUCAUGGUUCUUUUUCUUCCUCCUCCAUAAGGCGAGAUGAUGUUUCUAGGAGAUGCUUGUAAAAAAAAUGGAGGAACGUGAGAAAUUUGAUCACAAUUGUCUGAGCUCUUCACAACCGGUGAUUUUAAGCAGACUGUAGAUUGUACAUACUUGAAAUCUUCAUUUAUGACAGUGUGUAUGCCGAUAGAGAUCAACUUUAGCAUCCAAUCUCGUCACCAAUAGCACGUUUCUCCUUGUGACACAUCUGGCCUUUAGACAACCAUAUUCAGUGUAACAUUAUUAAAUUUGCUAUAUUUUUCUAGUUUCUCCCGCUUUUUUAACUAGGAAGAUGACAGAUUUAUGCAGAGGCAACUUAUUUAUGUAAGAAUUCACUAUAUGGUAAAAGUGCGAUUUAUAUCAAUGUUGCUGGUAUUGCUGAUAAUCCACAUCUUUGUGCUCGGAGUAUCAUGUGCAUCGACUUUUUAAAUUUAUAAGUGAUAUUUAAGUUUGAAUGUGUUCUAAUGAUUCUAAUGUUCUAUUGAGCAGAGUGUAACAGGUCUGUCAUGUCUAACAUUUCUACUUGGAGUGAACAAACCUUUUCUGAUCAGGACAGGUAGAUCUAUUUUACAGAUGGGCUUUUUUUUAUUAGAUUUCUUUAAAAUCACUGAACAAAGUUGACUCUGCAGAACCUGCUAAAAACAGUAUCCGGGACCACAAAUAUCCAUUUGAAAGUCCAUACACUAUGAAAAUGUAAUCUGUAUAUAGUAAAUUGCAUUUUGUAAAGUAGUGUAUAAAAUUGUAACAAAUUAAAUCCUAAUUCUCUUAAAAGCGUUCAAUUCUGAGGUCUUGGAUAUUAAUGCAUUCACUGAUUUUUGUAGAAUCUUUCCAUGGGGAUUUUUUUAGAUGCACAUUAGUCUUUUGCUCUCUGGACAGUUUGAACUUGCUGUGUUGGUAUUGUUUUAAGAAAUGGUUACAGGAAUACUCGACCUGCUUUACUGAUUUGGUUUUGUUUCAGUUUUAUAAAACUGCAAACCUUCCGGUCUGAGAUGCUGAGGUGCAACUGUGAAACUGAUUCCGAGGUGAAUAGUAUUACAGGGGGUGGUUGUAUAUUCUACACUGCCCUGUCUCCAAGAUUUUUUUUUACCAAAUUGAGAUGCUAUUUGUGUUUAUUGCCCUUUGUAAUGCUGCUGGGACCUGAAUGUAACCAUCUUCUAUCCCUGAUUUUCCCACUCAAAGAAUAAACUGAAAUGCUCUAAA